This is a messenger RNA of Dichomitus squalens LYAD-421 SS1, 967 nucleotides long. RefSeq lists its product as uncharacterized. The transcript has 4 exons. The record is from RefSeq and is a predicted model, not a curated record. Lineage: Eukaryota; Fungi; Basidiomycota; Agaricomycetes; Polyporales; Polyporaceae. The coding region runs from base 51 to 704 and encodes 217 amino acids.
GCCACUAUCGAGGUCUAUAUCUACGCAAUCACAUACUUGACGAACUCAACAUGCGCCGCGCUCAGAGUGUCAGACACUACGCCCGACCAUCACAGGUUCAUAACACGGACGACCUCGGUGUCUUGAGAGAGGACGAAUCUGUGGAAGAUGUCCUCCGCCGACAGUUGCUCGAGAAGGACAGGGAAUGCGACAGGCUUCAAAUCCAAAUUCAGUCCCUUCAGGCACAGCUAGCUCAACGACCGCCACUGGAGGAGAUCCAGGCACUGGAGAAAGAAUAUACGAACCUUGAGCUUUUGCUGCAGGGAACGCAACGAGAGAAUGAGCGAUGUAUGGCUGAGCUGGAGAGAGGAAAGGUGCGAGAGAAGAUGCUCGAGCGUGAGCUCGAGAAAUUGGCCGGCGUGAAUUGGCAGUCCAACCUAGAACUGGGCACACCCACUUCCGCUUCAGGCUUUCACGCACGCGCCGCCAGCCUCAUUAAUUCAGGCAGGCAGUCCAGCCCGGUGUCGUCCAACAAAGCUACAAACGAUCAAGCGAGCGUCGAAGCGACAAAGGCGUAUGUCGAACAAAUGCGCCUCAUGAUUCUGGGCAUGGAGCAGCGCUUGCAGUCCCGCGAGGAUAAGCUCACUAGACACAUCGAACGUGCCGAGGCCGAGGGCGCUCGGUUCGAGGAGGUGCGAAGGCAACCUAUCACAACCAGUCAGUGACAUGGUGGUAUGUCGUCGUUCAUACGAGGUGCGGCAUCUUGUGCCAUGGGAUGGACAUGUUGUGUCGAAUGUUUCGGCCAAGUCAACCGCUUAUUGCUUCUGCAGUCCAAUCUUCAUUGCCCGCUGCACCCUCGCAGUCGCCGUUCGCUAGCAGGAUCCCCGUCAUCGGAACGAACCUUGUAGUCAUAUGUACUUGUACAAGUCGGGAUCGCACACACUCAUCAAUCAUAUACCGGCAUCCGAGAUGUAGACCUUCUGCCAAU